This is a messenger RNA of Alnus glutinosa, 2420 nucleotides long. Its product is annotated as subtilisin-like protease 4. The record is from RefSeq and is a predicted model, not a curated record. Gene Ontology annotation, biological process: proteolysis. The transcript has a single exon. NCBI's taxonomy places the organism in Eukaryota, Viridiplantae, Streptophyta, Magnoliopsida, Fagales, Betulaceae. Gene Ontology annotation, molecular function: serine-type endopeptidase activity. The coding region runs from base 1 to 2277 and encodes 758 amino acids.
AUGGCAACUCCGCCUUUUCUUUCUCUCAUUUUCAUGUUUAUCUUCUAUUUUGAGAUUGCUUGUGGAAGUGCAAUUUCAUCUGUCACCAAAGGUACUGAUAUUAGCAAUUUACAGACUUACAUUAUCCACGUCGAGCAACCGGAGGGUAGAGUUUUUGCCCAAUCAGAAGAUCGUGAGAGCUGGCACCGUUCUUUCAUGCCAACUACUACCGCAAGCGCGGAUAAGCAACCACGCAUGCUGUAUUCAUACCAAAAUGUGAUUAGCGGUUUUGCAGCAAGACUGACCCAGGAGCAAGUGAGAGCUAUGGCAGAGAAGGAUGGUUUCGUGGCAGCGCAUCCUGAAAGGAUAUUACAUCCACAAACAACACACAGCCCCAAGUUCUUGGGGUUGCACCAGCAACUGGGAUUCUGGAAAGAAUCAAAUUUUGGAAAGGGGGUGAUUAUCGGAGUAUUGGAUGGUGGAGUUCUGCCUUCCCAUCCUUCGUUUAGUGAUGCAGGAAUGCCGCCGCCACCUGCUAAAUGGAAAGGGAGGUGUGAGUUCAACUUGUCAGACUGUAACAACAAACUAAUUGGUGCAAGGUCAUUCAAUCUCGCAGCUAAGGCUAUGAAGGGAGGGACAGCUGAGGCACCAAUUGAUGUAGAUGGACACGGUACCCACACUGCAAGCACAGCAGCUGGUGGGUUUGUAAAGAAUGCUGAUGUGCUAGGAAAUGCCAAAGGCACAGCAGUUGGAAUGGCACCUUAUGCCCACUUGGCAAUUUACAAAGUGUGCUUUGGAGAUCCAACAGAUGAUUGUCCCGAAAGUGACAUUCUCGCUGGGCUUGAUGCUGCUGUUGAAGAUGGGGUCGAUGUGCUCUCACUCUCCCUUGGUGGAGAUUCAGUUCCAUUUUUCAAGGACAGCAUUGCAGUAGGCUCAUUUGCCGCGAUCCAAAAGGGGAUAUUCAUAAGCUGUGCAGCCGGGAAUUCUGGUCCUUUCAAUGGCACAAUAUCUAAUGAAGCCCCAUGGAUACUCACAGUUGGAGCAAGCACAAUUGACAGAAGCAUCAUAUCCACAGCAAAGCUUGGAAAUGGAGAAGAAUUUGAUGGUGAAUCCCUCUUCCAGCCUGUUGACUUCCCUUCAACACCAUUGCCUCUUGUUUAUGCUGGAGUGAACGGUAAACCAGAGUCCACAUUAUGUGCAGCAGGAUCCUUGAAAGACAUUGAUGUCAAAGGGAAAGUAGUUCUGUGCGAGGGAGGAGGGGGUAUACGAAGAAUUGCUAAGGGGGAGGAAGUUAAAAAUGCUGGGGGUGCUGCCAUGAUUCUCAUGAAUGAAGAAAGCAACGGCUUCUCUACCGAGGCUGAAGCUCAUGUUCUUCCUGCAACACAUGUCAGCCAUGCUGCUGGACAAAAGAUCAAAGCCUACAUAAACUCCACAGCAACACCUACAGCAGCAAUCUUAUUCAAAGGAACUGUCAUUGGGAACCCAUUAUCUCCCCUUGUUGCUUCUUUCUCUUCAAGAGGCCCCAACCUAGAAAGCCCAGGCAUUCUCAAACCAGACAUCAUUGGACCAGGAGUGAGCAUUCUAGCCGCUUGGCCUUUCCCUCUUGAUAAUCGUACAAACUCAAGGUCCACUUUCAACAUCAUUUCUGGCACAUCAAUGUCUUGCCCUCAUCUUAGUGGCAUUGCAGCUUUGCUCAAGAGCUCUCAUCCAUAUUGGUCACCAGCUGCCAUUAAAUCUGCUAUAAUGACUUCUGCUUAUACACAAAAUGUUGAAGGCAAAGCCAUUGUUGAUCAAACGCUUCAGCCUGCAGAUGUCUUUGCCACAGGUGCAGGCCAUGUCAAUCCAACAAGAGCAGACAACCCAGGAUUAGUUUACGAUAUUCAACCAGACGAUUAUAUACCAUAUCUGUGUGGUCUGGGCUACAAAGAUGAGGAAGUUGGGAUCCUUGCGCAUAGAAAAAUAAAGUGCUCAGAUAUAUCAAGCAUACCCGAAGGAGAGCUAAAUUACCCUUCGUUCUCUGUUGCACUGGGACCAUCUCAGACAUUUACGAGGACUGUGACAAAUGUUGGUGACGCAACUUCAUCUUAUACGGUCACUGUGGCUGCACCAGAAGGAGUUUAUGUGAGUGUAAAGCCCAAUAAGCUUUACUUCUCACGGGUGAACCAGAAAGUGAAAUAUUCAGUGACCUUCAGUCGUACUGGGUCAGGUACCAAAGUCGGUGAAUAUGGACAAGGGUUUCUAAAAUGGGUUUCUGCUAAACAUUGCGUUAGAAGUCCAAUCUCUGUUAGGUUUAAGUAGUGCAUGUAGACAUACUAUGCAAGCAGUAACUUGUAUUGUGACUUGGUAUGCUUUAUCCGCUACUGGCUUUGUUGGCUUUAAAGAGAGAAGUUCAUUGUAAACCGAUCAAUUAAAAAACUAAACUCUACUUCAUAAACAGCAAA